AUGCGGAUCACCGAAAUUGUGAUAGACGGGUUUAAAUCGUACGCCGUGCGAACGGUGAUCUCGGGAUGGGACGAAGCGUUCAACUCGAUCACCGGCCUCAACGGUUCCGGUAAAUCCAACAUUCUCGAUGCCAUUUGCUUUGUUCUCGGUAUCACGAACAUGAGCACCGUCCGCGCGCAGAACCUCCAGGACCUCAUCUAUAAGCGCGGUCAAGCUGGUGUCACCAAGGCCAGCGUGACCAUUGUAUUCGACAACCGCGAUACGGCGAAGUCGCCCAUCGGAUUCGAAGAGUAUGCCAACAUCUCCGUUACGCGUCAGAUCGUGCUGGGCGGUACCAGCAAGUACCUGAUCAAUGGCCACCGCGCACAGCAGCAGACGGUGCAGAACCUCUUCCAGAGUGUCCAGCUCAAUAUCAACAACCCCAACUUCCUCAUUAUGCAGGGUCGCAUCACCAAGGUUCUGAACAUGAAGGCUGUCGAGAUUCUGUCGAUGAUCGAGGAAGCUGCAGGAACACGAAUGUUCGAGGAUCGGAGGGAGAAGGCGAUCAAGACAAUGGGAAAGAAGGAAUUGAAGCUCCGCGAGAUUGAGGAGCUUCUAAAGGAAGAGAUUGAGCCCAAGCUCGAGAAGCUCCGAUCUGAGAAGCGUGCUUUCCUGGACUUCCAGCAGACGCAGAACGAUCUGGAGCGCUUGACUCGUCUUGUGGUGGCUCACGACUAUGUACGGGGCGGAGAGCGCUUGCGGGUGGCGGGCGAGGAGUGCGAUAAGAAGAGGAGCAAGGUUCAGGCAUUGGAAGAGAAUGCCGACCGACUGAAGAGCGAAAUUGCGCACUUGGAAGAGGAUGUCAAGCGAGUCCGAGCAGCGCGCGACAAGGAGCUCCGAAAGGGCGGCAAGUUCCAAGCGCUCGAGGAUGAAGUUAAGAACCAUUCUCACGAGUUGGUUCGCUUGACAACUGUCUUUGAUUUGAAGAAUGCUAGCAUGGCAGAGGAGAAGGAGAAGAAGAAGACCGUGCAGAAGUCGGUUAGCGAUCUCGAGAAGGCCUUGAAAGAGAAGAAGAAGGUCUACGAUAAGCUACAGGCCCAGUACGAUGCAGCCAAAGCAGAGCUUGAUGCGCAAAAUUUGGAGGUGGAGCAGAAGGAAGAACUGCUCCAGACACUACAGACCGGUGUUGCGUCAAAGGAAGGUCAAGAGAGCGGCUACCAAGGCCAAUUACAAGACGCCCGGAACCGAGCCAGCAACGCCGCCACGGUACAAGAACAAGCGAAACUCAAGAUUAGCAACUUCGAGAAGCGGAUCAAGGAGGAGGAACCACGUGCGAAGAAAGCAAAGGAGCAGAACCACGGCCUUCUCAAGGAUCUGGAGGGGUUGAAAUCACAAGCCAAGAAGCUAGAGUCUGAACUCACUCGGCUCGGCUUUGAGCCCGGCAAGGAGGAGCAGAUCUACCAGGAGCAGUCCGGCCUCCAGAGAGACAUUCGCGAGCUCCGCCAGCGAGCGGAUGGAUUGAGGAGGAAGGUCGCAAACAUUGAUUUCAACUAUCAGGACCCCCAUCCUAGGUUUGAUCGGUCCAAGGUCAAGGGUUUGGUCGCGCAGUUGUUUACUUUGAACAAGGAUCAAGUCGCGGCUGCUACUGCUCUCGAAAUCUGCGCUGGUGGUCGCCUCUAUAACGUGGUUGUUGACACCGCCGAAACCGGUACUCAGCUGCUCCAGAACGGCAAACUGCGCAAGCGCGUUACCAUCAUUCCUCUGAACAAGAUCUCAGCCUUCAAGGCGUCCGCAGAGAAAAUUGGAGCUGCCCAGAAUCUUGCACCUGGGAAGGUGGACCUCGCUUUGUCUCUGAUCGGAUACGACGAGGAAGUGAUCUCCGCUAUGAACUAUGUCUUUGGCAAUACACUGAUCUGCCACGAUGCCGACACUGCCAAGAAGGUGACUUUUGAUCCUUCAGUUCGGAUGAAGAGCGUCACCCUGGAUGGUGAUGUCUACGAUCCCUCGGGAACUCUCUCCGGUGGUAGCUCUCCCAACUCCAGCGGAGUACUGGUCACCCUGCAGAAGCUUAAUGAGAUCACUAAGGAGAUGCGGAGCAAGGAGCGCCAGCUAGCCGCCCUUGAGGAUAAUAUGAACAAGGAAAAGAAGAAGCUGGAUGCUGUUCGGUCCAUCAAGCAGGAGCUGGAUCUCAAGACCCAUGAGAUCAAGCUCACCGAGGAGCAAAUUAACAGCAACUCCUCUUCAUCGAUCAUCCAAGCCGUGGAGGAGAUGAAGGCGAACAUUGAGCAGCUGAAGAAAGAUAUUACCGAUGCCAAGGCUCGCCAUGCCGAAGCAAACAAGGAUAUCAAGCGGAUUGAGAAGGAUAUGAGCGAAUUCAACAACAAUAAGGAUAACAAGUUGGCUGAGCUUCAAGAUUCUCUGAAUUCCCUCAAGAAGAGUCUCACGAAGAACUCUGCAUCUGUCAAGGAGCUUCAGAAGGAACUGCAAUCAUCACGUCUCGACUCUGAGCAGGUUGGCAGUGACCUCUCUGCAGCUGAGGAGCAGCUUGCCGAGUCGGAAAACACCCUUCAAGCUCAAGUGGAGGAAAUUGAGUCCCUGAAGCGUGAGCAAGCACGACUCAAGGAUGCCCACGACAUCGCGCAAGCCCAGCUUGAAGACGAGCGAGCGAAGCUGACUGGUUUCGACGAGGAAUUGCGAGAGCUGGACGAGGCAAUUCAAUCCAAGUCAUCGCAGAUCACCGAAGAGGGCUUGGAGAUGCAGAAGCUCGGUCAUCAGCUCGAGAAACUUCAGAAGGACCAGCACACGGCUUCCCAGGCCGUAUCUCAUAUGGAGCAGGAGCACGAGUGGAUUGCAGACGAGAAAGAGCAAUUCGGUCGCCCGAACACGCCAUACCACUUCCAGAACCAGAACAUCGCCGAGUGCAAGUCGACUCUGCGCAACUUGACCGAACGGUCCCAAGGCAUGAAGAAGAAGAUCAACCCGAAGGUUAUGAACAUGAUCGAUAGUGUCGAGAAGAAAGAAGCCGCCCUUAAGAACAUGAUGAGAACGGUCAUCCGCGAUAAGAGCAAGAUCGAGGAGACCAUCCUCAACCUCAAUGAGUACAAGAAGGAGGCUCUCCAUAAGACCUGGGUGAAGGUCAAUGGAGACUUUGGUCAGAUCUUCAAUGAGCUUCUGCCCGGCAGUUUCGCCAAGCUCGAUCCCCCGGAAGGCAAGGAUAUCACAGAUGGUCUGGAGGUGAAGGUGUCUCUGGGCAAGGUUUGGAAGCAGAGUUUGACAGAGCUGAGUGGUGGACAACGGUCUCUUAUCGCUUUGUCCCUUAUCAUGGCCCUUCUGCAGUUCAAGCCCGCUCCGAUGUACAUUCUGGACGAGGUCGAUGCGGCUCUGGAUUUGUCCCACACCCAGAAUAUUGGACGACUGAUCAAGACCCGGUUCAAGGGAUCCCAGUUCAUCGUCGUCUCGCUCAAGGAUGGCAUGUUCCAAAAUGCCAACCGGAUUUUCCGUACUCGGUUCAGCGAGGGUACCAGUAUCGUCCAGGCUCUGACACCCGCCGACAUGAAAUGA
Penicillium cataractarum is the source of this 3540-nucleotide messenger RNA. Its product is annotated as condensin subunit SMC2. The transcript has 6 exons. Lineage: Eukaryota; Fungi; Ascomycota; Eurotiomycetes; Eurotiales; Aspergillaceae. Bases 1 to 3540 code for a protein of 1179 amino acids. Gene Ontology annotation, biological process: chromosome organization. The record is from RefSeq and is a predicted model, not a curated record. Gene Ontology annotation, molecular function: ATP binding; ATP hydrolysis activity; protein binding. Gene Ontology annotation, cellular component: chromosome.